Molecule: messenger RNA, 722 nt
Organism: Manihot esculenta (cassava)
Lineage: Eukaryota; Viridiplantae; Streptophyta; Magnoliopsida; Malpighiales; Euphorbiaceae
Product: 40S ribosomal protein S28-1-like
Exons: 2
Coding region: 331-528 (65 amino acids)
Biological process (GO): translation; ribosomal small subunit assembly; maturation of SSU-rRNA
Cellular component (GO): ribosome; cytosolic small ribosomal subunit
Molecular function (GO): structural constituent of ribosome
Source: RefSeq, a predicted model, not a curated record
GCGGUUAAAAAAUUACAAUUAAUAGAUUUCAUAUGUUUUGGUAGAUUUCGAUUUGAAAACAAAUAUCCUCCUGAAUCAAUCCAUAACUGUAUAACAAUUCAAUCACUCCAUAACUAACAAAUUCCCUUUAUCUUGGUAGAGUCCAAAUUGGAAACAAACAACCCCUCUUGAAUCGUUAUCUUGGUAGAGUCCAAAUUGAAAACAAACAACCCCUUUUGAAUCAAAUCUUAUCUUUAAAUGAAGUCUAUCUCUCGCUUUGAAUCUCUGAAUAACCACAGUAUAUAAGCCUUCCAUAUUCUCACCCAUUCCUGUUUCCACAAAGCAAAAGAAAUGGAUUCAGGAAUAAAGAAUGCAACGGUGAUAAAGGUGAUUGGAAGGACAGGAUCAAGAGGACAGGUGACUCAAGUGAGAGUUGAAUUUAUGGAUCACUCCAAACGUCAAAUUACAAGGAACGUGAAGGGUCCUGUCAGAGUUGGUGAUGUUCUUACUCUGCUGGAGUCUGAAAGAGAGGCUAGGAGGCUUCGUUGAUUACAAAUUACUUCCUCCCUUUAAUGGUUCUUCUCAUGUUUUUUAUUAUUUAAAUAGUCUGAUUUAAUUUUUGCUAAUGCAAGUUCUGAUUUUUUGAAUAAUAAUUCUUUCAUUUGGUACAAUGCGAAAGAUUUUUUGAAUUUAUGUUUUGUGAUUUUUCUUAUUUACUCAUUCUCCACAUACUUUCUCGAUCA